UAUGAUAUGUCAUGAGCAUAUGUCUUCCUUCAUGUACACUACUUCUCUCCCUCUCUCUCUCUUUCUCUCUCAUACAAAUAUAUAAUGGACAAAAAAGAGUGCAGUUCUUCACAAGAUCCUGAUGUUCGAAAGGGACCUUGGACAAUGGAAGAAGACUUGAUCUUGAUCAACUAUAUUGCAAAUCAUGGUGAAGGUGUUUGGAACUCCUUGGCAAAAUCUGCUGGUCUUAAACGUACCGGAAAGAGUUGCAGACUUCGGUGGCUAAAUUAUCUUCGACCCGAUGUUAGACGAGGGAAUAUUACACCCGAGGAACAACUCUUGAUCAUAGAACUACAUGCAAAAUGGGGAAACAGGUGGUCGAAAAUCGCGAAACAUCUACCGGGACGAACCGAUAACGAGAUAAAGAACUAUUGGAGGACAAGGAUUCAGAAGCAUAUCAAACAAGCUGAUCAACAAAACUCUCAGCAACAACAACAGAGUUCUUCUGAUGUUCAAAUAAAUGACAAUAAUGAAAAUAAUAACAAUCAAGUAGCAAGCUCUAGCCAAAUUCCCAACACAGCUGAACCUAUGGACACCAGCAGCAAUAAUAUUAUGUCACCUCCUUCUUACCAAGGAAUUUUGGAACCAUUUUCAUCUCAUCAGUUUCCUACAAUCUCAGAUCAAUCAAGUUCUUGCACCAAUGACAAUAACUACUGGAGCAUGGAAGAUCUCUUGUCUUUGCAAUUACUUAAUGGAGAUUAAUUAAUUAAGAUUUAAGUGCUUAAUUUCCUAUAUAUAUUAUUAUAUUUAAACCUAUGUGCUUAAUUAUUUUUCCAUGAAGCAUAUUAUUAAUUAGGUUUGUUUAUAUAACUAGUUUGAUCAUGUUUGGUUACAAGUACUUUUCAUAUUUAAGAACUUAUCAUGGCUUAUGUUGUGUAAUAUAUA
Vicia villosa (hairy vetch) is the source of this 924-nucleotide messenger RNA. Its product is annotated as MYB-like transcription factor EOBII. Gene Ontology annotation, molecular function: sequence-specific DNA binding; DNA-binding transcription factor activity. The coding region runs from base 85 to 741 and encodes 218 amino acids. Gene Ontology annotation, cellular component: nucleus. Gene Ontology annotation, biological process: regulation of DNA-templated transcription. Lineage: Eukaryota; Viridiplantae; Streptophyta; Magnoliopsida; Fabales; Fabaceae. The record is from RefSeq and is a predicted model, not a curated record. The transcript is spliced from 3 exons.